AGAUUUUCAUCCAAAAUUGGAUGAAAACUUUUAAUGGCAUUUUUUUUAAUCAUAUAUAUUUAUUCUUAUAUCCUUUCUUAAAUAAUUACUUUACGCCAGUUGAUAGGCAUAAUAUGUUUUAUAAAAAAAUAACAAUUAAAAAAACAUUCGGAAAUGUUCGGUCUUUUUUCAAAUUGAAAGUAGGAUUUACAAAUUACAAUAUCAACAUGGAUGUGUUGUUAGCUAUUCAGACAUGUAUCGAACGUUUUGCAUUUUUUCCUUUUAUGGAAUAAAAUCGUUUAUUUUCUAAACAAAUGAAACAUGUUGCUGGAAUUUCUUUUAAAGGUGUUCCGUCCAUUUUGUAAAUUGCAAUCACGUGCCGUUUCUAUCAUCACGUGAUAUUUGUGAAGGCAGUGAUUACUGUACUGCAAGGGAAGUAACACUGCGCGGAGUUUGGGAAAUCCCACUUGGAAACGAAAGUCGCUGUUUUUAAUGAAAAAUAUUCUUUUAGCGUAUUUGUAUCCGCUUUUUAUCAAGAUCAAUUGAUUUGAUGUCAUCUAAGCUUCAAACCGACUUAAUUCGGGCCACUUAAGUAGGAGGGAUGUCUCAGCCAAAUUUGAAUGCCCGGAGGGAGGUGAUCCCGACGUGGCGUGUCUAUCCACGGGCUCAUUACUACAGGAGGCGGCUUCUUGAUCUUUUCCCGAGGUUUAAAAGGGUAAUUGGAGCAUUCCCGAGCAGUUUUCACAACACAGGGAACCUACAGUAUUUGGAGAAGCUCACCACGAUCUAUGAUAUGACGCUUGAGAUUAAUGUUAUCGGAAAUGAACCUUUACUGUUAGACAACAUUCUCGUGGACCCCGUCCCGCUGAAAGAGGAAACAUUUGCAGUCAUAGAUCCAGCUGGAGUCAAAAUUAGCGUGUGUUUCAUUAAAUGGCCGAGCAUUGAUGAACACUUUGAAAAGAUUUUGAAUCAGGCCAUCGAUAGAUUGAAAACCACAAGGAAAUCUGGCAUAUGUGGCUCCUUUUUCUUUCUGAACGUAGAAAAUGAAGCCACAACGGAACAGCAGUUUUUGCUGAAAACCUUCAUUCUUGGCAAGAUUGAAGACAAAGAACACUGCCAUGUUGUGUUUGAUAACGACGGUGUCAAAGUUGCAGACGAAAUCUCGAAAUACUUGGAACAAGAUAUUUGCAUUGGUUUCCACAAAAUCUAUGACCACCUUAGAUGGUUCUAUCCCGCUGAUAAAAGAUCAUCUGGAUCUCCUUUAGCGGAUUUGGAGCAAUUUAUCAAAUGUCACCCAAUGCACAGUACGAUGUUCGGUUUUUUGCAAGACGCGCUUAAACACGACAGCGAUGACGUAGAAGAGAUGGAAACGGAAUCAGAGCUUGAACAGGCGCAAACAGAUAAAAGUAGCGUUUUGACCGAAAGUGCAAUGCAAAAGUUGGCAAGAAUGUACAAAUGCAAUGUCGUACAUAACUUCAUUCUUCAAAAGUACCCACUUUCCACUCAAGUUUGCAACUUGAUGCUGGAGGAAGCAGAGUUUGAGAAGCGCUUCAAGGAAAGUGUGUCCGAAAAUACCAAGAGCUUCAUGAUGAAGGCUGCAGAUCAGGUUCUCCAGGCAAAAGGUAAACCUUUAAUGCAUCGGACACUUCUAAAGAAGGGAAGCAAGAGAACUUUCAAAGAGAAAGAAAUUCGGUAUGAUUGGUUGGUUGACAAAGUAGUGGCGGACAUUUCGAAACUAGUGUUUGAUGUUGAAAAAAGCUUGGAGUCUGCGUUACGUUAUGUUGAGAUUGUGCGUAAAAUGGCGUACGAGGUCGAGGGUUAUCUUCAACAGGCGGACGAAAACUUUUAUCUAGCAUCCAAAGCCCCUGACGUAUCACAGGAGUUGAGAAAGGCUCUCCUAAAAUUAUCAAAUGUUUAUGCUGUUGGCACGAUGUAUGACGAGUUUGCCGUCUAUGUACGAAGCCAGGCACUCGAAAGCGGUGGAGAACCAAUGACUGAGGAUCGAUCGUAUUACAAUGCCAUUGAAAGGGAAAUCAGGUCCUUGAUAAAAGAACACAAUUAUGUACACUCGUACACUGUAAAGAUCGUCACAAAGGAGCUACAGUCUUUCGUUCUUGUCCAACACGAGCAUGGAAAAACAAUUCAUUCUCCAUGGCCUGACCAACAAGCCAGAUCAGAUUUAAGACAAGGAACGCUUGGUGGGUUUGCUGUGGACGAAGCCAACAAGCUGUAUGCCCUGACGUGCGCUCAUGUUGUGAACAAUCCAAACAACCCAAACUCCGUUUUUGUUCACGAAUCCGGUGCAAUUCUUCGCCUUCUGGGGGAAUGCGAUCCGCAGUUUUCUUUGCUAGACAACGAAAUGCGCAUUGACUUUGCAGCGGUAAAAGUGGAAGAAUCAAUCGAGCCAAAUUGUAUUCGGUUCCUUAAAGAUGAAGAUGGCAUGUACAGAGUUUGGAAAGUGUUUACGGGGUGUCCAGAAGACUUACGGCGUCAACAGGUGUACAAAUUUGGAGGCCGAACUCAGUUGACAUGUGGCCUAAUUGUAAGCGUCGACUGGGAACUAGCAUCUCCAAAUCUUCCUGGUCAACAGAAUCCAGUUGCUUCCUCGAUUGUUAUCGACACAAUGCCUGGUUCUGGGGAACAUGUUCGCUUUGCUGAAGAAGGUGACAGUGGUGCGGUCGCAUGUAUGAUGCAACUCCUCUCAAAUGCGAUGUAUCGGGAUAAUCGGCAGGCACGAGUUUCCGCCCUUUCAAUGAUACAUAAAGGAGGGAUGCAAAUCCAUGGUGUCAGUGCUGAACAGACUGCUUCGUUUGAUUUGCAAGCUGGUUUUGACAAUUUAAGAACCAGAGGCAUAGCUACCUUGAGUCCGCCAGUGUAAAUUCUCAUUAUGCAGCCAUAUUAACUGUUUCGAGAUAUUCAACUGACUUUAACAAACCUGUUUUUAAUUAUAUCAUUACAUUAUAUAUCCAAAGUAACAGAUGAAACACAUUCUGAAAUUGUGCUGAUACCCUCAGUGUUAAUAAUCAUGAUUUGCUGAUUGAUGUUAUACUGUAUUUAUUUGUUGUAACGGUUAGUGCGUGGACACCUGUCUUCAUGGACUCGUAGGCUUUACAAUCAAUUGAUUGAAUAUUAAUUAAUUCAUGUUUUAUUAUCAAUUAAAACAAUAUAUUACAACUUA
Mya arenaria is the source of this 3157-nucleotide messenger RNA. RefSeq lists its product as uncharacterized. The transcript has 5 exons. Lineage: Eukaryota; Metazoa; Mollusca; Bivalvia; Myida; Myidae. Bases 581 to 2857 code for a protein of 758 amino acids. The record is from RefSeq and is a predicted model, not a curated record.